AUGGCAAAUGUUACGUACGAGUCGUUAUAUUUUUAUUGGUAUACGAUAGAUUCUAGUCAAGUUAAUCCGGAUUUAAAGAAAUCAUUUUUACAAUUUUACGUGGAUGAAGAAACGGAAGAAUUUGUUAAUCAAAGCGCAAAUAAAUCAUCAUGGAUAUUUACACAAGUCUGGCAUUGUUUGGUUACGGCAAUACUCAACAUUUUCAUGACGAGAACAUCAAUCAACGGGUGA
Messenger RNA from Pediculus humanus corporis (human body louse), 231 nucleotides. RefSeq lists its product as uncharacterized. NCBI's taxonomy places the organism in Eukaryota, Metazoa, Arthropoda, Insecta, Psocodea, Pediculidae. The record is from RefSeq and is a predicted model, not a curated record. The coding region runs from base 1 to 231 and encodes 76 amino acids. Gene Ontology annotation, molecular function: protein-L-histidine N-pros-methyltransferase activity. The transcript has 2 exons.